CAAGAGAUUUUGUUUCAAAAAUAAUCAUGGACAAACCUAGUAACCUUGUAGGGACCUCUGACACUACACUUAGUUAGAAAAAGACUUCCACAGACCUUAAUGUUAAUUGUGUGGUGAGUGGGGUAGAAGUGUUUUCUUCUGUGUCAUGUAGUGUGCCUGGGGUUCCAUCACAGACUGAGUUAUCCGUGGCUAACGCCUCCCUUCCUGAGUCUACUCUGCUCACCAAUGAGCUACUCGAAGAAGGCCCCUGUGCUUUCAUAGUAAGUAAGGCUAUUUCAGAGGAGGCAGGUCAUGACAUAAAAUAUGAAGGAACUGAGUGUGAGAUGUGUGACCAUGCUUUGCCUGCUGUUCCUAUAUUCGAUGAACUGAAGACUGAAAAUCCUGAUCAUGAACUCACGUUAAUCCGCCAAGAUGAAAACAUAAAUGCAGAUCAUGGUAACCUGGACUGUGUAAUGCCACAACAUGAAUUCUGUCUUCCUGAAGGUAACAAACAGGGCGAUUUUGAACUGUUUUGCCCCAGCACUAUUGCCUCCAAUCAGGAGAUGGAGGCUGACAUCAGGGUUAAUGUGACACCGUUUUCUCCUGUUUCCGUGAACUCAUCACUAGAUAAGGUUUUGACCUCGAACAACGGUGUUACCACUCAUUCACAGCCUGAUGUGUCACCUGCUGCAGUUAAGGGUUCAAGUGCUGUUUUACCUGUGUCUGUCUCUCAACUCAAUAUAGCUAUCACUCUGAAGCCACAGAUCACUACGGGUGCGGGUUCCAGCAAAUGUGUCUGUCCAACAUAUCACAGUCAUGCUACUAACAUGCCAUUAGUUAGGUCCAUACCCGAGUAUUUAAUGUUUGUCCAGGAGCCUCACCCUAAUGGUCUAAGCCUUGUUUUUGUGGGUGAGGUGGCAAUUCUUGUGUUUCGUAUAGCUAAUCCAGCCCCUCUGAGCCUUACACUGCCAUUGAUCAGGUCCAACAAGCUUAGGUCGACUCCUCCUGUGACUAGAGACUGGGCCAUUUGCCUUUAAGCCAGUUAAAACUGAUGCAGACCCUGAGAACCUAAAGCUGGCUAGCACAGAACUGGUGGUCAUUAACACUGCUCACUUCAUGGACUCCUGUGCUAAAAUAGUAAGCUCUAUAGACUGUUUUUCACCUGCUCUCUCUCCGUGUGGGAUUAUGCCUCAACAGCCUGUUUUUCCUCAGCCUUUACCCCAGUUAGCAGCUCAGCUCCCUGUCCAGUUAGCAGCUCAGCUCCCUGUCCAGUUAGCAGCCCAUCCUGCAUCUGCUACUGGAUGCCCGGGUGUGCCAGCCCGGCACCCCGCAGCAUCCCCGCUGCUUCAUGCCUCGUCUGCUGGGGGCCCGAGGAGCCCGUCCGGCCUCCUGCCACGUCAGCUGGGGGCCCGAGGAGCCCGUCCGGCCACCACCUGCGGCUCCAUCGCCUGCAGAGUCUACGCAGUCGCCUGGUCCAGCUUCGCCUUCGUCUGGUCCCGCCUCUGCUUCUGCCAAGCCACUCAGCAUGUCAGCUGGAGGGGCCCGUCCAGCCACCUGCCACGUCCGCAGGAGGGUCCGAGGGCCCGUCCGGCCUUCGUUGCCUGCAGCGCCACCAUCUGCGGCUCCCACGCCGUCGCCUGCAGCGCCACCAUCUGCGGCCCCUGCGCCCUCGCCUGCCUCACCCUCGCCUGGACCUGCCUCGUCUGCUGGAGAGUCCAAGCAGCCCGUCUGGCCCCCUGCCUCGUCGGGGCCCGCCAAGCCACGUCCACGACCGGCCCCGUCUGGUCCUACCAAGCCACGUCCACGGCCGGCGCCUGCCAAGCCGUCAGCUGGCCGGCCUCCUGAACCGCAACGCCGCUUCCUUCCACGUGGCCGGCCUCCCGAACUCAUGAACUGUGGGCUGUUGUGUUGCGGCCCUCCAGGCCGGCCCCCUGACUUAUGUUUUGACUUUUGUCAUGUGCUCCAGUGUUUUCCUGUCAGCUGUUUUGUUUCAUGUUCUGGGCCCUCCGUCCUGGUCCCCCGCCCGGGCUCGGUGGUCCGUUUUUUGGUUUGGGGCUGUCUGGAGCCAGCCCUUGGAGGGGGGGUGGUGUCAUGGUCCUGGGUCAUGCGACCCAGUGUUUUGAGUUUUAGUUUAUUUGGAUGUUUGUUUAGGUUCAUUAAGUUAUUCCAGCUCAUUUGUAAUUAUAUUACCCUUGUGUUUAGUCUCUCUUGCCCUUCAUGUGUGUUAUGUUUGUGUCUCUUAUGUUGUCAAGUUCUUGUAGUUAUUUCUGCCAUCUUCCCCUCUACUCAGUCUCCCUGGUUCUGUGUCUACGUGUCAUGUUUCAUGUCUAUGCAGUUAGGUUAAGUUCAUGCCAUGUUUCAUUUUCAUGUCUGUCUGCGUGUUUCCUGUUUUAUUUUGGAAGAGUCUGGUGUUCUUUGUUCAUUGUAGUUAGUGUUACUCUCCCCUGUAUUGUCAUUA
Oreochromis niloticus (Nile tilapia) is the source of this 2437-nucleotide messenger RNA. RefSeq names its product basic proline-rich protein-like. Bases 1328 to 2323 code for a protein of 331 amino acids. NCBI's taxonomy places the organism in Eukaryota, Metazoa, Chordata, Actinopteri, Cichliformes, Cichlidae. The record is from RefSeq and is a predicted model, not a curated record. The transcript has a single exon.